AUGACGUCCAUCAACUCCCACGCUCCGAAGGCGAUAGAGAGUAUUGAUCUGCCUCUCGCCAACUCUACAAAUUCUCAAAUUGAAGUCGAACUCGAGUCAGCUGCUAUCGCCUCCGUAGAAGAAUUCACUCUCAUACAAAAGACCUCCGUGGCAGCCACAUCAUCGGGAACUGAGGUCAUCGCUCCAUCCUCAACGAAGGAGGUCAUCAGAAUGGACUCGGAUACUCAAAUCACGUUCAACAAAUUCACGCUCUUCCCAAAAUUGCCGGCUGAAAUGCGAUGCAAGAUCUGGUUCCACUCUCUACCUGGCCCAAAAGUUGUUGAGAUUGACUAUCAGUAUCCCGGAGGCUGGGUCUGCCGUCGGGAGAGUCAAGGCAUACCGUCUGGCAUGCUUGGAACCAACAAGGAGUCUCGUGCGGAGUUCUUGAAAUACUACUCUCCUUUCCUAGAGCUUACGAUACCAGUCAAGGUCAACUAUUUCGAUUACGAUGACCACGAAGAUGACAACGAAGUUGCUGUCGCACAGAAACAUCGAUUGCCAUUUCUUACUAUACCUGGCUCCGUCACAUACAUCGAUCCAAUCAUUGACAUUCUUUACAUCUCUGCCAAUCAUGAUGAGACGGAGACGAGUGUCACCCAAGAGUCAAUGAAGGAGCUGAUGUCGAUGACGUGCUUGCACAAGCUCGAAACUAUCGCCUGUGAGUACGCUGAAGUCAGGGAUAGUAUUGGCGAUUUCCAAAAUUUGGAAGCGCCCACUCCCAUAUACUUCCCGAAUCUCAAUGAUAUCCUGGUUUCGGUGGGUGAUUUCAAUUUUUGGCAUCUCACAAACGAUUUAGAGAGAUCGGCUGGUGAAGUCCAAUUCAAGAACAGAGAGGGCGGGUAUGCAUACAACACCGAGGAAACUGCUUCUCUCUCGCUGAGAACUGAAGAGGCCAAAAAGAUCUUUUUGGGCUCAGCUAGGCAAGGUUUGGCGGUCUGUUCCACAAGCAGAAUUUUCCGUGGUGCUGGUGAGAUGCGGUUCAAAAUUAAAACAACCUGA
Messenger RNA from Cadophora gregata, 1038 nucleotides. RefSeq lists its product as uncharacterized. The record is from RefSeq and is a predicted model, not a curated record. Bases 1 to 1038 code for a protein of 345 amino acids. NCBI's taxonomy places the organism in Eukaryota, Fungi, Ascomycota, Leotiomycetes, Helotiales, Ploettnerulaceae. The transcript has a single exon.